AAACACAUGUUCCUAUAGUGUUCGGUAAACUUAAAUAUUCAACGGUGUAAGUUAAAUAUGGAACAAAGCAAAGAACCGACUGUGGCUAAAGAGGCGGUACUGCAAGAAAGCUCCAAACUGCCAGAAAACACUCCGAAAGUAUGCGGCUACGAUUGGAACGAAGGUUACAGCUAUGAGAAACUGUUCAGCUCGUACAUCUACAGUGGGUUCCAGGCGACGAAUCUCGGGAAAGCGAUUGAAGAAGUUAACAGAAUGAUUAUUGCACGCUCUUUGCCACUCCCAGAAGACAAAUUGGAUGAGUACGAAGAGGAUGAAUUCAUAAGAAGGCAAAAGAACUGUACCAUAUUCCUAGGCUAUACGUCCAACAUGGUGUCGGCUGGAGUGCGGGAAACGAUACGCUUUCUCGUACAACACCGCAUGGUGGACUGCAUCGUAACAACGGCCGGAGGCGUUGAGGAAGAUCUAAUCAAAUGUUUAGCUCCAACGUACCUCGGUUCGUUCGAGCUGGUCGGACGUGAGUUGCGCGAACGUGGCAUUAAUCGGAUUGGAAAUCUGCUCGUACCGAAUGAAAACUACUGCAAGUUUGAGAAUUGGGUCAUCCCGAUCCUGGAUGAAAUGCUAGAAGAGCAAAAAAGCAAGGGAACACUUUGGACACCAUCAAAGGUGAUCGCUAGAUUGGGUGAAAAAAUCAACGAUGAAUCAUCGAUUUACUAUUGGGCGGCCAAAAAUCGUAUCCCAGUGUUUAGCCCAGCCCUCACCGAUGGGAGUCUCGGUGACAUGAUGUACUUCCAUUCGUUUCGUAAUCCGGGUUUGGUGGUAGAUAUUGUGUCGGAUUUGCGCCGGCUCAACACGAUGGCCGUGAAGGCGGUUCAGUCGGGCGUCAUCAUUGUGGGCGGUGGUGUUAUAAAACAUCACAUUUGUAAUGCGAAUCUGAUGCGAAACGGGGCGGACUAUUCGGUGUUUAUUAACACGGCAUCGGAGUACGAUGGAAGUGAUAGUGGGGCACGGCCAGAUGAAGCUGUGUCGUGGGGUAAGAUUAAAAAGGAUGCUACGCCGGUGAAGGUGUACGCCGAAGCUAGUCUGGUGUUUCCGAUACUGGUGGGGGAAACGUUUGUUAAGGAUCAUUAUCGGAAAAAUAAAGCAGAUGCUUAG
Anopheles maculipalpis is the source of this 1152-nucleotide messenger RNA. RefSeq names its product probable deoxyhypusine synthase. Gene Ontology annotation, cellular component: cytoplasm. The record is from RefSeq and is a predicted model, not a curated record. Gene Ontology annotation, molecular function: deoxyhypusine synthase activity. Bases 58 to 1152 code for a protein of 364 amino acids. NCBI's taxonomy places the organism in Eukaryota, Metazoa, Arthropoda, Insecta, Diptera, Culicidae. The transcript has 2 exons. Gene Ontology annotation, biological process: peptidyl-hypusine biosynthetic process.